AUGACUUCUUCAAGCUAUGUUGCUGUUCCUCGGUGCUCGGUGAUCUUCGAUGGCACCAACUAUGCUGAGUUUGUGGGCUUCAUGCGCAUCCACAUGCGCGGUCUUCUGCUAUGGGGCGUUCUCUAUGGUGAGCUCCCCCGUCCGCCAUGCCCUGUUGCUCCCAUGGCUCCUACCCCGCCGGUGCCGCCUAUUCUGGCUGCUGAUGCUUCCCAGGCUGAUCGGGAUGCAACCAAAGCUCUCGAUGAUGCUGCGUUCGAUGCCUAUGAUCAACAGGUAUCAGCUUAUUCAGAUGCUCUUUCUGUCUACCGUGAUGACCUGUCUGCUUACAUUCAAUGGCGCAACGAUGAUGCUCGGGCUGCUGCUAUUCUCACUGCGGCUGUUCUCCCUCAGUUUGCCUCAGAGUUCAUGGGUCUUGGCACUGUUGCAACAAUGUGGUCUUUCCUCUGUCAGCGCUAUCAGCCCUCUCGUGAUUCUCUCUACUUAUCUGUGGUGCGUCAGGAGCAUGCUCUUCAGCAAGGUGACUCUUCUGUUGAUGAGUUCUACACACAGAGUUCCGCCAUCUGGCGCCAUCUUGACUCUCUUCGGACAACUGUUUGUGGAGCUUAUCGUUGUUGCCAGACUACAUGGUCAGACUUGGAGUUUCAGUGUGUCCAUGAGUUCUUAGGUGGCCUUCGCCCCGAGUUUGAGCCUCGACGUGCUCACUUGCUUGCUUGUGGCCGUGUUCCUAUCACAGAGGUACUUGCUGAACUUCGUGCUGAGGAUACCCGCCUUCCUUCUGCUGGUUUGCUUGCGGCUCCUUCUGUGUUGGCUGUCCGAGCUCUUGUGCCAUCUGCUCGUCCCACUGCACCGUCGCUCCUGCCCACACCUACAGAGGGGUGGGUCGCCCUCCUUAUGCCGAGAAGGGCCGGUCACGCCGUGAUACAUUUUGUGGCUACUGCUCCAGGCCAGGUCACCCAGAGUCUGAUUGUCGCCAGAAACAACGAGACCAGAGACGUUCUUCCUCCAGUGGGAGUCCUGCAUCUUCCUCGACUUCGUCACUCACUGACCAGGACAUUAUACAGCUCAAGCGCCUCUUGGCUUCCUUUGGCUCUUCAUUGA
Messenger RNA from Hordeum vulgare subsp. vulgare (domesticated barley), 1098 nucleotides. RefSeq lists its product as uncharacterized. Bases 1 to 1098 code for a protein of 365 amino acids. NCBI's taxonomy places the organism in Eukaryota, Viridiplantae, Streptophyta, Magnoliopsida, Poales, Poaceae. The transcript has a single exon. The record is from RefSeq and is a predicted model, not a curated record.